Molecule: messenger RNA, 1676 nt
Organism: Balaenoptera musculus (blue whale)
Lineage: Eukaryota; Metazoa; Chordata; Mammalia; Artiodactyla; Balaenopteridae
Gene: SMTNL1
Product: smoothelin like 1
Exons: 9
Coding region: 100-1422 (440 amino acids)
Biological process (GO): actin cytoskeleton organization
Cellular component (GO): microtubule organizing center; filamentous actin
Molecular function (GO): protein binding
Source: RefSeq, a predicted model, not a curated record
GGGCUAGAAACCGCAGGGGCUUAAAGACAGCCCGGGAGUGCGGUCGCUCAGCUGGAGGAAGGAGACAGCUCCAAGCCCCCAGGGAGAGGCCCUACAGAGAUGGAGAAGAAGGAAGGGAAGCCCUCUGAGGACGGGACCCCUGUGUCCCCAGCCACGGAGGUCCCGGAGACAGUGGGAGGCGGAGCCUCUGCUGAGGAGGAGGCCACAGGCCCAGCUGAGAGGACCAUCACAGAGGGGCCUCCAGAUGGGGCAGGAAAGCAGGAGAGGGCACCAGCUGAGGACAGCAUUUCAGCGGAAUUCCAGGGGGAAUCCAAAGGGGAGGCUGAACUUCAAAAGGAGGACAGUGGGAAGCAAGAGACCACCGUGGCUCCUCAGGAGAUGGCUGAGAGGAAGGAAGAGACCAACUCUGAACCCAAGGAGGCUGAGGGAAAAGAGGAGACCACGUUGGCCUCUGAGAACCAGAAGGCUGAUGAGAAAGAGGCCAAGCCUGGAUCUAGGGAGAAAGCCAACGUGAGUGAUGAGGCACAGGCUGAGCCCAAGGCUGAAGCCCAGGAGAAAGCCAGUGCUCCAGAGACCAAGUCAGACUCUCAGAAGAAGACUGCCGUGGAAGAUGAGGCCAAGCCUGAACCACAGGAGGAGGUGGUGAAGGAGGAGGUGAAGGAGGAGGCGGAGCCAGGCUGUCCUGAAGAACAGGACCAGGGUGUGGAGGAAGAGUCAGAGGAAGGGGCAGGAGUGCUUCCCAGCUCCGCCGAGGAAUGGCCCGAGAGCCCCACGGAGGAGGGCAGCGGCCUCAGCCCAGACGGGCUGGGUCCAGACACCGCAGCUUCCGGAGAGACCAGUCCUUCAGCCAGUGAAUCUUCACCCAGCGAUGUGUCCCAGAGUCCCACGGAGCCCCCUCCCUCCCAGGAGAAGAAGAAAGAGAAGGCACCAGAGCGCAGGGUGUCAGCCCCUGCCCGGCCCCGGGGGCCCCGUGCCCAGAACCGCAAAGCCAUCGUAGACAAGUUUGGGGGGGCAGCCUCGGGCCCCACGGCCCUGUUCCGGAACACCAAGGCCGCGGGGGCAGCCGUCGGCGGCGUUAAGAACAUGCUCCUGGAGUGGUGCCGGGCCAUGACGAGGAGCUACGAGCACGUGGACAUCCAGAACUUCUCCUCAAGCUGGAGCAGUGGCAUGGCCUUCUGUGCCCUCAUCCACAAGUUCUUCCCCGAUGCCUUUGACUAUGCUGCGCUGGACCCCGCCAAGCGCCGGCACAACUUCUCCCUGGCCUUCUCCACAGCCGAGGAACUGGCCGACUGUGCCCAGCUGCUGGAGGUGGAUGACAUGGUGCGGCUGGCAGUGCCCGACUCCAAGUGCGUCUACACCUACAUCCAGGAGCUGUACCGCAGCCUCGUGCAGAAGGGACUGGUGAAGACCAAGAAGAAAUGAGGGAAGAAAUGAGGGGCUGACCAACCCUGUGGGCAGAGGCGGGCAGGGGGCCCAGCUGACCAGCCGUGGCCCAGAGGCUCACUUCUGCUCAUGGUGGCAGCAGUGCUGGGGCUCAGACAAGGGCAGAUGGCACCAGUCUUAACUACAUGAAAAGUUCUUUUGUAAAAUCCGGUCUAGCCCCUUAGUGCUCCCUCCCUACCCCACCAGCAACAUCUCUCACUCGGAUAAUAAACCCCGGCCGCCAGGGUUCCUCA